Contarinia nasturtii (swede midge) is the source of this 1940-nucleotide messenger RNA. It is a transcript of the gene IntS14, whose product is annotated as integrator complex subunit 14. The transcript is spliced from 6 exons. The record is from RefSeq and is a predicted model, not a curated record. Gene Ontology annotation, biological process: snRNA 3'-end processing. The coding region runs from base 181 to 1890 and encodes 569 amino acids. NCBI's taxonomy places the organism in Eukaryota, Metazoa, Arthropoda, Insecta, Diptera, Cecidomyiidae. Gene Ontology annotation, cellular component: integrator complex.
UUGUUCGAAGCUUAGUUUGUGUAUGUGUAUAGUGUGCAGAACUUGACAAUUCAAUAACUGAAUAAUCGACAAAUUGUACUCGUUUCGAAUUGGUUUUGUCCAUUGACUACAUCAUUUCAUCGAAUCAAUGGUGUUUAUUGCAUUUUAUCAAAUAAAGUUGAAGUAAAUUUCGAUAUAAAAAUGCCAACAAUAAUUGCAUUAGACGUAUCAUUGUCAAUGACAAGAGCUGUACCGGUUGCAACAAAUGGCACAAACGACGAUAAUAUUACUUAUAGUCAGUUGGCCAUUCAAGGAAUCAACGAAUUUUUGAAUUAUCUCACAAAAAAUUCAAAACUUGAACAUGUUUCGCUUUUGGUUUAUUCAUCAAAAUACGAUGUUUUGGUUGAUUUUACACGAGACUAUGAUGCAAUUCGACAAGCACUGUACAAUGUAGAGCAUUACGAUAAAUUAUGUUUGGAAAAUAUGCUUCGCAUGGCCGGUUCAAUAUUAUUAUCAAGCUGGGGAAGUCAAAAUCACAACCAAAUAGUGGUAUUCACACAUUGUGGUGUUGGUCUGGGAGUCACCUCACUUCAAAGCACCAUUGCAAAUUUGACAACACAAAAUGCAUCGAAAGCAGCAUCGGCAUCAUCAUCGUCAUCAUCAUCAAAUGCGCUUUCGACAAAUCCCCAAUAUCUACUGAAUGAUGUGUCUAGGGAGAGUUGGAUUCCAUUUUCGAGUUUGAGUAAAUUGAGUUUCAUUUGCUUGGGAUCGACCGUCGAUCCGUAUUUUCAAAAUGCCAUCGAAUUAUAUCAGCAAUUUUUGGAUGUAAGCGGUCAAAAGGGUAAACUUUUCAUCGCACAUAUUGAUUCGGAAAAUGACAACAAAAUCACUAAGGGCACAAAUUGUAAUUUCCCAAGUCAAACAUAUCCAACGACAGCUCAAUGGAAGAGUGAUAUCAUCACACAUCUGAUUGAGGAACUGUGUGAAACCAACUAUAAACCGUUCGAAGCUACUUUGAAUGGUGGUGACUAUCACAAGCUCGAGUCGCCGGUCAUUAUUUGGCCAGCGCCAAUGCCACACGAUGAUGGAAAAGAUGGACCAAAAAUGAUAUCUCGAACAAUAAUCGUAUGCGGAUUUCUUAAUUUAUCCGACAUUGGUUCACCGAUGUCUCUCAGUCGUCAUUUGGUGCUGCCGAAUGAGAAUGCCACCACAAAUUGCGCUCAGGGAACUACAGAUAUGGAAAAAAUGGAAAAUGACAUUAAAUCAUUUUUAAAUAAAAGCGAAGACGAAGAAAACGGCGAACAGAAUAAGUCAAAUAAUGAAUCGGCCGCUCUAUUGCUUCACGGUGCCUUGAAAUUUGAGAAUCUAGCGGCAGUUGUUCUUCUCAACGAUGAUUGGUUUGGAUUCUUGCAUUCAUAUUCAGACAUUAAAAGGAAAUCGAAUAUCAUUUUAACCAUUUUACCACCCGGCAACGACAACAUUCCGUGGUUGGGUGACUUUCAAUAUUUUGCUACGGCCGAUGAAGCGUUACCAGGCGAAAAUGCACAAUUUCCUAUCAAACCUGAAAAAAGAAGCUAUUCACAAAAUUGUGUUGUUUGGAUCAAACAAGCAGGGCUACAGUCUGACAUUCAGAAAUUAUUGCGACAUGCUAAAAAAUUACCAGAAAAAACACAACAAUUUUAUAAGGAACUCAACCGAAUUCGCCGGGCAGCAUUAUCUUUGGGCUUUGUAGAGCUUUUGGAAGCACUUUCAACGCUAUUUGAACGAGAAGCAUUGUUACUACCUCAAAAUGUCAGCCCAGAUUGUGGCAUACAACUUAAACACUCGGCCAUUGAAUUGCGGAAGCUUUCGAAUCGAGAUCUUAAAAUCUCAUUGUCACCAAUUCCAACAAAAUAUAAUCAACUUGUGUAACUUUUGUAAUAAUUUUAAAAUAAUAAUAAAUUCUAUAUUAAUGCGUUGAA